AUGUUUAUAUAUCUGCAGCAGGGGCUAUCAUGGCGAUCAAAGCAGCAGAAGUGCAGGCAGUUGCGCGCACAUGCCGAGCCAGAGGCAGAGGAGAGCACAAGCGAACGCACAGAAUUGGACAAUGGCGACAGCGAUGCAGGUGUGGACGUGCCACCAGCACUGACCGGCAACAGCAAAUUCGCAUCGGCGCUGCAGGCUGCGCUGAAGCGCUCGGGGGAUGCAGGAGUGCUCACUGCGGGAGAGCCUGCCGAGCGCAAACAUGAGCCCCCGCGGCCGACGGCAUUGGAGGAGGUGCUGUUGACAGCGCUGAGGGAUUCGAGGCGCAAUCUGGUGAUGAUUGAACAGGGCAAGAAGGAGCUUGAGGCGGCAAAGGAGCGCGAGCAGAUGCAGUUCGAUCGGCUGCAAUUUGCAUACAAGAAGGCCACGCGGGACGCGGCAUACGCGCGCACAAUGGAGAUGCUGCUCGAGAGGGAACGCGCAAAAUAG
Coccomyxa subellipsoidea C-169 is the source of this 486-nucleotide messenger RNA. RefSeq lists its product as hypothetical. NCBI's taxonomy places the organism in Eukaryota, Viridiplantae, Chlorophyta, Trebouxiophyceae, Coccomyxaceae. Bases 1 to 486 code for a protein of 161 amino acids. The transcript has 3 exons. The record is from RefSeq and is a predicted model, not a curated record.